This is a messenger RNA of Bacillus rossius redtenbacheri, 2427 nucleotides long. RefSeq names its product diacylglycerol lipase-alpha (gene inaE). The record is from RefSeq and is a predicted model, not a curated record. Gene Ontology annotation, biological process: arachidonate metabolic process; diacylglycerol catabolic process. Gene Ontology annotation, molecular function: lipoprotein lipase activity. Bases 121 to 2106 code for a protein of 661 amino acids. Gene Ontology annotation, cellular component: dendrite membrane; postsynaptic membrane; cytoplasm. NCBI's taxonomy places the organism in Eukaryota, Metazoa, Arthropoda, Insecta, Phasmatodea, Bacillidae. The transcript has 13 exons.
GAGAGCGCGGAGCGCACCAGUCUCGCUGCGGACUGCGGAGUGCGGAGCGGCGGGCCAUGGCGCGGCUGAUCUAACGGGGCAAAAAGCAAUGCCUGCUCGGCACGCGAGUUGAACGGGGCGAUGCCGGGCCUGGUGGCGUUCAGGCGCCGGUGGAGUGUCGGCAGCGACGACCUGGUGGUGCCGGGCGCCUUCUUGUUCUUCCUUCACGCCGCCUGGCUGUGCACGUUGGGCACACUACUGGGCACAGCACAGCUGGACCACGACUUGCUGUGCGCACACCAGCUGUGGCAGCACUUCAUCUGUUGCACUGCCAUCUUAGCAUUCAGCACGCUGCUGGAGCUGAGCAUCUCCAUGGUAUCCAUGCGUGGCUCCAUCCUGGACACCGACAAGCGAGCGUCAAUCAAGUACCUCAUCUACCUGCGUCUAGUGGCGAUGAUCGUGGAGGUGGUGUGGCUGUCUCUGGGCACGGUGUGGCUGUAUGUGCACUACUCGCAGUGUCCAGUGAACGGAGCGAAGCAAGUCCUUAUGGGUGUGGUGGUGUGCAACUGGGUGGUAGUGCUGUGUGUGUGCGCCACUGUGUGGUGUACUUUUGACGCGGCGGGCCGCUCUUGGGUCAAGAUGAAGAAGUACCAGCGGAGCAUGCGCGAGUCGGAGUCUCGCUUCCAGUACAAGCGCUCCGGCACGACAGCUCGGAACUGGAGGCAGAGGAAAGUGAUCCGUGCCUAUCAGGACAGCUGGGACCACAGGUGUCGGCUGUUGUUCUGCUGCAUCAGGAACACCGAUCGUAACAGGAAUUCUUUUGCGGAUAUCGCUCGACUGCUCUCCGACUUCUUCCGAGACCUGGACGUGGUUCCGUCGGACGUGGUGGUCGGCCUGGUGCUGCUCCGCAAGUUCCAGAAGAUAGAGCGUGAAACUAUCGUGAAGGAGAACAGAAACGACAUAUAUGAGUAUUUGUCUGGCGUGGCGGUGACAUCCCACACGCAGUUUCUCGCCCUGAGUGACCCAGAGCACUUGGACCACUUCAAUGCCACCAUCCACUACAUGCACUAUGCACUGGCUGCCUACGGCUGGCCCAUCUUCCUCAUGACCAACAGUCGCACUGGGAUCUGCCAGCUGGCCGCUCGUCUCAGAUGUAGCUGCUUGGCGUGUGCCACCAGCCCCGACCCCGCCAUCGUUAUAGAAGACAACUGUUGCCAGUGCAACUACGCAGCAUUGCGCAACUUGGUGGACACGGGUCAGGUCGACGUGGUGUAUGCUACCUACCAUGUCGAUGUGGGCGAGACGCCUUUCUUUGUCGCCGUCGACUACAGCCGUAGCAAGAUUGUAGUCAGCAUCAGGGGCACUCUUUCUAUGAAGGGAAUGGUCCAGGCAGCAGAGUACAUUCGGCUGAAGCUGGAGGAGGAGAAAAUUUUAGAGAAGGCAUUUCUCUUCAGCAUUGAGCGUGGCACAAAAGAAUUUGAACUGGUUCUAGUGGGGCACUCUUUAGGAGCCGGCACGGCUUCUAUUCUCGCCAUCCUGCUGCGUCAGACAUACCCUUCUUUACAGUGCUUCGCUUACUCGCCGCCAGGGGGUUCUCUCAGCAUGCCUGCUGUGGAGUACACCAAGUCAUUUAUUACAUCGGUGGUGUUGGGAAAGGAUGUUGUCCCUCGGAUAGGUCUGCACCAACUUGAAUCUCUUAGAGCAGACCUCAUUAACACCAUUAAAAGGAGCAAAGAUCCAAAAUGGAAGACAAUCAUGUGCAGUGUGGUGUGCUGCGGCUGUGCACCGACACCCACAUCCGCAGUCGAAUUAAGGUCCGACGGCAACAACAUCACACAGUACCAGGAAGAGAAGGAAGCAACACGCGUCGGCCCGACACAUACUUCCGACUCCAGCAUCGCCCUCACAGUGCACCAGCCUCUGUACCCACCGGGCCGCAUCAUACACAUUGUCAGGCAUCACCCCAACAACAAAGAUAGGAAACUAAUGAAGAAAAAGGAACCUGUAUAUCAAGCUGUUUGGGCAAACAAUACAGACUUUGAUGAGGUGCUUAUUUCUCCGGUAAUGAUACAGGACCACAUGCCCGACAAUGUUCUUCAUGCUCUCAAGAAGGUGGUUGCGCGGUAGUCCGGGUGUGCCUAGACCGGUGUGGGGGACGUGGCGAUCACGUCUUAGCGACACCGUCCACCGGACAACCAGCAUCCACGUGACUCUCUCGUUAUAUCGCUGGGACGGACUUCCUAUCAUCCUCAUGAAUGUUCCACCUACCUGUUGUAUUAUAUUUGCUUAAAAAAAAUGAAGAAAUAUUUGACAAAUUGUUUGCUUUCAUUGUUUUCUUAUUUACACUUAUUUUAGAAAAUCAUUUGUUAUUUUGUGUGUUUUCCUUUAUUGUUUUUUUUAUUUGUAUGCGUUAUGCUGUCAUAACUAAACAAGUGGCCCUGUGUUUUA